Molecule: messenger RNA, 2904 nt
Organism: Geosmithia morbida
Lineage: Eukaryota; Fungi; Ascomycota; Sordariomycetes; Hypocreales; Bionectriaceae
Exons: 6
Coding region: 1-2904 (967 amino acids)
Biological process (GO): transcription by RNA polymerase III
Cellular component (GO): transcription factor TFIIIC complex
Molecular function (GO): protein binding
Source: RefSeq, a predicted model, not a curated record
AUGCCAAAUACCACUUUAAAGGCCCAUCAGAAAGAGCCACUAUCGAGGGAUAAUGACGACGCCUCGGAUGCCGACUCUGAUCUCGAAGAGCUCCAGAGCGAUAUUGCGAAGUUCGACGAGUCAGUACGUGAAUUUUUAGCAACCCACCGUGGUGGAUCUAAUGGUGAUCCAACGAUACCAUCACCGAGCUCGUCCGCAGUUCGCGGGGCUAGUCGAAGUCGUGCACGGGGCCCGCGGAAGGCUGCGAAGCCGCGAGGCGACAUCACAGCUCGCUUGUCCAAAGUCAACCAAGCCUUCCUUGCUGGUGACUAUCCGCGAGCCUUGGACCUAGCUUCCGAGGUUGUCAGGAUCAAUGCUGAAACUCACCAAGCAUGGACCGCUAUGGCCUCCAUCUUUGAGGAGAUGGGUGAGGUCAACAAAUCGCUGUCAGCGAUGGUUUAUGCUGCUCAUCUGCGUCCGAAAGAUGUCGGAGGUUGGCUCAGAUGUGCCACGUUUGCCCUAGAUACCAUGGAGAAUGAAGACGAUGAGAAUUUACAUACGGCACGUCUUUGCUAUUCUGCUGCCCUGCGGGCAGACUCGAGGAAUAUGGAGGCACGUGUGGGAAAAGCCAUGGUGUGCCAUCGCCAAGGUCAUCUGGCGGCAGCCAUCAACGAGUAUAAUACCAUCCUCAAGCGACGCCCGCACGAUCUGGAAAUUGUUCGGAAGCUUGCUGAAGCUUGUAUCGACAAUAAACAUACGGAUGCGUCAGUGAAUUCGGCAACUUCAGCAUACAAACGCUAUUUCGAUUUCGAAGUUGCAAAUACAACAUGGCAACCUCGAGUGGAUCUCUGGCACGAUGUUGGAAUAUAUGUUGAGCUCUUUGCUUCGAACGGCCGCUAUAGCGAUGCUAUUCGCGAGCUCAAAUCCUUGGCGAGGUGGCUAGUUGGACGGCCACUGGAGAAAUAUUGGGAUGAGUGGCAAGCAGAUGAUCGAGAAUGGGACGCUGAGGUGGACAGGCGUUACCUGGUUCCUGAGUUUAACUCCAGCCGUUCAAACGAAGCACUAUAUGGCGAUGCGUUGCCACGCGAUCAACGAGCGCGGCUUGCUAUAUACAGGCUUGGGCUUGGAAACGAUGAAGAAGCAUUUAGACACUUGCAAUGGCUCGACCCGACUGACCAUCAUACACGAGACUUCGUUGCGGAUUUCCCCUAUCUUGUGUUUGAUAUCGCCUCUGAGCUCGCCCGGCAGGAUCAUCCCGCAUUUGGUGCGAAAUAUUUGGAGGUUCUGCGCGAAGUGUCUGGUGAACCUGAUGCUGCUAUCCUCCUGCAACUUGGAAGAUGUUAUCGUGUUAGUGGCCAACAACCUGCCGCCGAAGAAUGCUUCCUCUCCGCUAUUGAAGUCGAUCCAGACAGCAUUGAAUCUCGGAUUGAGCUGGCAAAUAUGUACGAGAAGGCAAGAGAGGAUGAAGAAGCACUGAUUCUAGCGGCCGAAGCCAUGGCACUCCGUGGUGCCCAAGCGGAUGGGGCGAGUGCUGCGCUGGCUCCUCGAAGUCAGGGACAAUCUCACCGCCGGACCCGAAGGCGUCAAAACGAAGCUAUUGAUCCGGCACUCAGAAGAGCGCCUAGGAAGCCGGUCAUACCCAGACGGUAUCGUCCAAAGAGACUGGGUGCCCCUGACCAGAGGAGACAAGAAGAGCAGGCUCAUGCUGUAAAGCUCUCUCGCCAGUACGAGACUGUGCACGAUCUCAAACGGCAGAUUCAGGAGGGCCGCGAUGACCUUAUGGAUGUUUGGAUGCAGUCCUCACAGGAAUUGGUAGACGAUUUCCGAUCCCUAAAGCAGUUCUACUCCUGGGACAAGUAUCUGCAGUUUCUCGGGUCUAAGGGACCCCUUCAACAGGUUGAUCAAGGUCAAGCGGGUAGUCAACUGUUCCAGAUGUAUGAGCGUUUGACACGAACACUCGUCCCACAUCUCGAUCAGUCAGGGGGAGGGCGCGAUGUCGCCAGCUUGAGCGGUCACCAAGGCAUCUCAUUCGAUGAAUGGCUAAGUCUGUUUCUUGACUAUGCCGUGGGUCUUGCCCUCAUGCACCGCCGCGAAGACGCUUACCAGGUCUGUGAGGCGGCAAGGGACUCCACGGUGUUUCAGUCCUCAGCACACAACUUCACCAUCCACGUUACCUGGAGCGUUUGCGCAAUUUAUACGAGUGAUGAAGAAAAGUCGAUUACGAUUGCUCGGUACUUGAUGAAAGACGGCGCCACCACAGACUCCCACCGAAUGUUUGCUCUUCUUUCCAGCCUGUGCCAAUCCCCUAUCACAUGGUACACCUCUGGGCCAGCCCAGAAGUAUAUUCUGCGGCAGAUUAGGUCGAUUGACACGGACCAGAUGUCCAAACUGUCAAACAAAGAGGAACUCAAAGGCCAAGUGAACACUGUCAACCCUGCCGAUGUAGAUCUAGACGUAUGUCUACUCAUGCUCUACGGCCACAUUCUUUUUACUUCCACGAGCUAUACUUAUGCACUCGGUUAUUUUCUGCGCGCAAGGGCUUUGGAUCCUCAAAACCCAAUGGUGAACCUGAGUCUUGGCUUAGCCUAUGCGCAUUACGCGCUGAAAAGGCAGUCGGUCAACCGUCAGUACCUGGUACUCCAGGGUCUCUCUUUCAUGUCACAGUAUAUUGAAAUGAGCCAAAAAGAUGGGGACUGCCCAUCCAAGGCGGAGAUGCAUUACAAUAUUGGGCGGUUAUAUCAUCUACUUGGAAUUCCCUCCCUUGCCUUGAGGUACUACUCUCAAGCUGCUUCUAUGGCUUCUGGGGACUCCGAUGGUAUGAAGGACAUUAUGCUGUUGAGUGUCACUAACCAGGUCAUAUCGUUGCUCACUUUGGGGAAUAAUAACGCGGCAUUAGAAUUGCUCAAGGAGAACAUUAUUAUCUGA